AUGGCGGGCGAAAAGGCCAGCGGCAAUGCCGCUCGAACACCUGCUCGGGCUGCCUCAAAGGCUACGCCCGCGUCAAAGCAGCGGUCGAUUGUCUCUUUCUUUCAAAAGUCCUCCCCGGCAACGAGCACGCCCACGGCAGCUCCCUCCGACAAGGUCUCUUCAGGUUCUCAGCCCUCGUGUCUGCAGGAGACCAAGGCCAACUCUCUUCCCAAGCCAAAGCCCUCUGCGAAGCUCGUCACUCCCGUCCCCAGCAGCGACGCCCUGGAGCCUCCGAGCUCGCAAGAGAACGAGGCGGUCGAUUCCGAAUCUCGACCAACCACACUCCGGUCGUCACCUACAACCAUGACUUCUGGUCUACGGGCGAGCCACUUGUCUACCCCGAGGGGACUUGACGACAAGAGCCCGUCUCGAAAGGUUGCCAGAAAGGUCGUCAGCUACGCCGAGUCCUCGGACGACGAUGAUGAGCCCUUUAGCUAUGGCGCAUCGCGGCCUCGACGUCGCGGUACGGCGCGACCAGUCGUCAGAGACGAGGACGAGUUUGGCGGCAGCGACGCCGAGGCUCAAGACGAUGAUGACGACAUUGCGGAUUUCGUUGUGUCGGACGAGUCAGACGAAGACACCCCACGAUCGAAGAAGAGAAAGAGGGCUGCAAAGCCUGCCAUGGCCAGGAAACGCUCCAACGUUUCCCCUCCGGCGAAGCGAGCCGACUCUCCCAUCCUCGACGAUGAAAUGAUGGAUGACCUGCCAGUCUCGUCCGCCGCUCAGUGGAGCUAUAAUCCGGCAUCCAAAGACAAACGCCCCGUGUCUACACCUGCAGAGCGGGCCGCGCGCGACCCGAAGAUCAAGGAAAAGGCACACACGAGGGAGCCCGAGGAUCGCUACCCCUGGCUGGCCAACAUCAAAGACAAGGAAAAGCGAGCCCCCGGGGAUCCAGACUACGACCCGAGGACCAUUUACAUUCCACCAAUGGCCUGGUCCAAGUUCUCGCCUUUCGAGAAGCAAUACUGGGAGAUUAAGCAGAACCUCUGGGACACGAUUGUCUUUUUCAAGAAGGGCAAGUUCUACGAGCUCUAUGAGAACGAUGCCACCAUCGGCCACCAGGAGUUCGACUUCAAGAUGACCGACAGGGUCAACAUGCGCAUGGUGGGCGUCCCGGAGAGCUCGCUGGACCAUUGGGUGAACCAGUUCAUCGCCAAGCAGUACAAGGUUGCCCGCGUCGACCAGAUGGAGACCAAUCUGGGCAAGGAAAUGCGUGAGCGCCAAGACAAGAGCAAAAAGGCGGACAAGGUCAUCUCGCGCCAGCUCGCUUGCGUCCUCACAGGAGGCACCCUGGUCGAUGGCGGCAUGCUCCAGGACGACAUGGCCGCGUACUGCGUCGCCAUCAAGGAGGGCGUGGUCAACGACUGCCCUGCAUUUGGCAUCGUCUUCGCCGACACGGCCACCGGCCGCUUCUACGUCUCUGGGUUCGUGGACGAUGUUGAUCUGACCAAGUUCGAGACGUUGAUUGCGCAGACGGGCCCGCGCGAACUGGUCCUGGAAAAGUCUAGGCUGUCCACCAAGGCGCUCCGCAUCCUCAAAAACAGCACGAGCCCCACGACCAUAUGGACGCACCUCAAGCCAGGCACGGAAUUCUGGGACGCGGAUGUCUCGCGCCGGGAGCUGACCUGCGGCAACUACUUUGCCAAGGAGGACGGCUCCGACGAGUGGCCCGAGGUACUACAGCAGCACAAGGACGACGACCUCGUCAUGUCCGCGACGGGCGCGCUCGUGUCGUAUCUCAAGUUCCUCAAACUCGAGGGGCCUCUUCUCUCCCAAGGCAACUUUGAGGCAUACAGCCCAAUUCAGAAGAAUGGCACCCUCAUCCUGGAUGGACAGACACUGGUGAACCUUGAACUAUUCUCGAACACUGCCACGGGUGGCUCCGAAGGCACACUCUUUAGCCUACUUAACAAGUGUGUUACGCCCUUUGGCAAGCGCCUGUUUCGGCAGUGGGUUGCGCACCCCUUGUGCGACAUUGUGAGGAUCAACGAGCGACUGGACGCUGUCGAGAUGCUCAACGCGGACCCUACCGACCGCGAGCAGUUUGCUUCUCAGCUAGUUAAGAUGCCUGAUCUGGAGCGACUCAUAUCGCGUAUCCACGCGGGCGCCUGCAAGCCAGAGGAUUUUGUGCGCGUCUUGGAGGGCUUUGAACAGAUAGAGUACACCAUGAGCCUCCUCGGCGCGUACAAGGGCGGCAACGGUCUCGUCGAUCGGCUAAUAUCGUCCAUGCCCGACCUCAACGAGCCGCUGAGCUACUGGAAGUCAGCGUUUAACCGACGCAAGGCCCGGGAGGAGAAGCUGCUCAUUCCUGAACGUGGCAUUGACGAAGAUUUCGACGAGAGCCUGGCGAGGAUGGACGAGAUCAAGGGGCAGCUGCAGGAGCUGCUGGUCGAGAAAAAGGCGGAGCUCAAGUGCAAGUCGCUCAAGUACACGGAUGUCGGUAAGGAAAUUUACCAGAUGGAGGCGCCCAAGAGCGUCAAGGUGCCGUCGUCCUGGCGGCAGAUGUCGGCGACCAAGGACCUGAAGCGCUGGUACUUCCCCAAGCUGACGGGGCUCGUGCGGGAGCUACAGGAGGCGGAGGAGACGCACUCGCAGCUCGUUCGCGAGGUGGCGUCGCGGUUCUUCCAAAAGUUUGACGUCGACUACGAGACAUGGCUGAGGGCCAUCAAGAUUGUUGCACAGCUCGACUGCCUGGUCAGUCUGGCACGCGCCUCAACGUCGCUGGGGCAGCCCAGCUGCCGGCCGACGUUUGUGGACGAGGAACGCAGCGUGCUCAAGUUUGAGGAGCUGCGACACCCGUGCAUGAUCAACACUGUGGAUGACUUUAUUCCCAACGACGUCAAGCUUGGUGGCGACGAAGCCAAGAUUAACCUGCUGACCGGUGCCAACGCUGCCGGCAAGUCGACGGUCCUGCGAAUGUCUUGCAUCGCCGUCAUCAUGGGUCAGAUUGGCUGCUUCGUGCCCGCCGUCUCUGCGACGCUCACACCCGUGGACCGAAUUAUGUCACGCCUAGGCGCCAACGACAACAUCUUUGCCGCGCAGUCGACUUUUUUCGUGGAGCUGUCGGAGACCAAGAAGAUUUUGUCGGAGGCGACUCCCCGGUCGCUGGUGAUCUUGGAUGAGCUGGGACGCGGGACCAGUUCGUACGACGGUGUUGCGGUGGCGCAGGCGGUGCUGCAUCACGUCGCGACACACAUUGGUUGCGUGGGCUUCUUCGCGACACACUACCACUCGCUCGCGACGGAGUUUGAGAACCACCCCGAGAUUCGGCCGCGGCGCAUGCAGAUUCACGUCGACGACGAGGCGCGGCGCGUGACGUUCCUCUACAAGCUGGAGGACGGAGUGGCCGAAGGCAGCUUCGGAAUGCACUGCGCGGCCAUGUGCGGCAUUACGAACCGGGUGAUUGAGAGGGCUGAAGUGGCGGCUCGGGACUGGGAGCACACGAGUCGGCUCAAGGAGAGCCUGGAAAAGGCCAAGACGGGGUGCUACAUCCCGCUGGGCGUGCUCAGUGACGUGGGCUCGCUGCUGGGCGACAAGGGGGACAUUGGGAACGGCGGCAUCGACGUCUUGCUCAAGGCGAUUGAGUACCUGUGA
Molecule: messenger RNA, 3633 nt
Organism: Purpureocillium lilacinum
Lineage: Eukaryota; Fungi; Ascomycota; Sordariomycetes; Hypocreales; Ophiocordycipitaceae
Product: DNA mismatch repair protein msh6
Biological process (GO): mismatch repair
Cellular component (GO): MutSalpha complex; nucleus
Molecular function (GO): mismatched DNA binding; ATP-dependent DNA damage sensor activity; ATP binding
Source: RefSeq, a predicted model, not a curated record